Molecule: messenger RNA, 3153 nt
Organism: Anolis carolinensis (green anole)
Lineage: Eukaryota; Metazoa; Chordata; Lepidosauria; Squamata; Anolidae
Product: calcium-activated chloride channel regulator 1
Exons: 14
Coding region: 93-2813 (906 amino acids)
Biological process (GO): chloride transport
Cellular component (GO): plasma membrane
Molecular function (GO): intracellularly calcium-gated chloride channel activity
Source: RefSeq, a predicted model, not a curated record
UAAACCACAGUGUGGGAGUGGAGUAGUGUGUGUGUGCAGUUGUAUAAAUAACCCUCAAUUUCUGUCAAAGUGCAGCUAUAACUCAAGAAAAGAUGUUGCUAAAUCAAUGGCAUCUUGUAACAGCGGUACUGCUACUGCAUGGGGUGAAGGGGACUCAGGUAAAGCUCAGCGAUGGCGGGUAUGAAGAAAUUGUCCUUGCAAUUAAUCCUGGAGUAUCGGAAGAUACGAAAAUCAUUGACAACAUAAAGGAGAUGGUUGAAGAAGCUUCUUCUUACCUCUUCAGUGCUACAAAGCAAAGAUUUUAUUUGAAGACCAUAAAAGUGGUCAUUCCUUUGACAUGGACACCUAAACCUGAAUACCAAAGAGUAACCAAAGAAUCCUAUGAAAAAGCUGAUAUCAUUGUGGCAGAUCCUUUCGUGAAAUAUGGUGACGAACCCUACACUUUGCAGUAUGGCGGAUGCGGUGAAAAGGGACGCUACAUCCACUUCACACCUAACUUCCUGACAAAUGAUAGUUUUCUCAGUGUUUAUGGAUCACGAGGCAGAGUCUUUGUCCAUGAAUGGGCCCAUCUCAGGUGGGGUCUUUUUGAUGAAUACAACAAUGAUGCACCUUUCUAUUCUGUUGGGAAAAACGAGGCUGAAGCAACAAGAUGCUCAUCUGAUAUCACUGGCAAAUAUAUUUUUCGAAAUGACAAAGGACAAAUCAGAACAUGCAACACUGAACGCCGUUCUCAACUGUUUGAGGCUGGAUGCCAAUUUAUUCCAGACAAAACACAAACAACUCCAGUAUCAAUAAUGUACAUGCAAAAUCUCAGUUCAGUUACUCAGUUCUGCGACGAGAGCAGCCAUAACAUAAAGGCACCAAAUAUGCAGAACAAAAUGUGCGACUACAGAAGCACCUGGGAAGUCAUUAUGGACUCAGCAGACUUUGUGAAUUCGUCUCCAAGAAGUGCUCCUCCACCUCAUCCCACCCUCUCCUUGCUGCAAACAAGGGACAGAGUUGUGUGUCUAGUGCUUGAUGUUUCUGGGAGUAUGCGUGAUUUUAAUCGCAUUCAUCGACUGAAGCAAGCUGCAGAAUUGUUCCUCCUACAGAUUAUUGAAACAGGUUCCUGGGCUGGAAUUGUUGUCUUCAAUAGUAAAGCAUCAACUAAGGCGUUUUUGCAACAGAUUACCAGCGACAGUGUCCGCCAAACUCUUUCAGAUCAUCUGCCAACUGUAGCAGAUGGAGGAACCAGCAUAUGUUCUGGAAUCCGUGAGGGAUUUCAGGUAUUUUUACAAAAAUAUUCAAGUACAGAAGGAUGUGAAAUUGUGCUCUUGACUGAUGGAGAAGAUUCAAGUGUAAGCUCUUGCUUUGCUGAAGUUGAAAGGAGUGGAUCUACAAUCCAUACCAUUGCUUUGGGGCCCAGUGCUGCAAAAGAACUAGAAAUGUUGGCAAAUAUGACAGGAGGUUUGACUUUUUCUGCCACUGACAGCUUGGAUUCCAAUGGCCUCAUAGAUGCUUUCAGUGGAAUUUCAUCUGGAAGUGGAGAUAUCAGUCAGCAAUCUAUUCAGCUUGAAAGUAAAGGACAAUACCUGACUCCUUACCAACGGAUGAAUGGAAUUGUUUUAAUUGACAAAACUGUAGGGAAUGACACUUUCUUCGUAGUCACAUGGAGUGUGAGCACAAAUCCGCCAGUAAUUACUCUGAGGGAUCCCAAAGGAAAAACCUACACAGAGACAGACUUUGUAAUCGAUAAAACCAACAUCCGAACAGCUCGACUCAAGAUUCCUGGAACUGCAGAGGCCGGAGGCUGGGUUUACAGAAUUCUGAAUACACACACAACAGCACAAGGGCUAUCCAUAACAGUCACCACGCGAGCAGCAUCUGUAACUGUGCCUCCAGUGGUGGUGAAAUCCUAUCUUAACACAGAGAGCAACAACUAUCCUAGUCCAGUGAUCAUUUACGCAGAAGUCAGCCAAGGGUUUUUACCUGUUAUUGGCGCAAAUGUCAUAGCCACAAUUGAAUCAGCAGCUGGAAAAUCUGUACAAUUACAGCUCCUUGAUGAUGGCUCGGGUCCUGAUAUCCUGAAACACGAUGGAAUCUACUCAAAGUAUUUCACAUCUUUCAAGUAUAAUGGCAGAUACAACAUAAAGGUGCAUGUCCAAGGAAAAGAUGAGACCACCAGACGAGCCCGUAGGCAAAGCCAAUCUCUCUACAUAACAGGUUAUGUAGAAAAUGGUGAGAUAAAAUUAAAUCCACCGAGACCUCACCCUCGUGAGGAUGAAAUCCAGGCAAAUGUGGGAAAUUUCAGUAGAAUGGCAUCAGGGGGUUCUUUUGUCAUGACCGGUGUGCCUCCUGGGAAUCCACCAGAUGUCUUCCCUCCCUGUAAAAUCACUGACCUUGAGGUAGAACUCAGCAAAAAUAAGGAAUUCCUUUUGUCCUGGACAGCGCCUGGGAAUGAUUAUGAUACGGGGAAAGCUGAAAUAUAUGAAAUAAGAAUGAGUGAAAACCCCUUGGAAUUAAGAGAUGCAACCUUCCAUAAUGCCACUUCUUUGAACACAUCUGGUCUGAUACCUGAACUUGCUGGGAUCAAGCAGUCCUUUAUGUAUAAGCUGGAAAACCUCCAAAGAGAAAAUGCCACCUCUAUCUACUUUGCCAUCCGUGCCACUGAUGAGAAUGACAAUGUUGGAGAAGCAUCUAACAUAGCCAGAGCAGUUUUGUUUCCAGAUUACACCAACCCCAAUAGUUCCUCUGAUAAUCUUAUGUCUCCCUGCAUUGUCAAAGCCAUCUUACUACAGUUUCUGAUAUUGAAAACAAUAAUACUGGCACCAUAAUUAAGACCAAGGAUUCUGUCUGCAUCCUCGGGAUGCCAAAUUGAAUGAACAGUAUCCAGUAACAUUGGACAAACAGGAAUCAAGGUUAUAUCCUCUGUGCUGAUCUGACUUUCACAUUCAUCAUAAAUCUACCAGCUAGCUGAACUCUAAAAGACCUCCAGCAUUUCUGUACUGCAAGAAAGCCAAAUAAUGACUUUCCAGUCAGUUCUUCGGAAGAGUGAGAGAGAGGUUAUGUUUCUCCCAAAGUGCUGUUUCUCUGGAAUUGACAAUGUGUUUGUAAAGAAGAAAAACUAUUUUGCAAGACAUUUAUAAAAAAUAGUAAAAUGAAAAUCUCAAAACA